This is a messenger RNA of Chara braunii, 2211 nucleotides long. Lineage: Eukaryota; Viridiplantae; Streptophyta; Charophyceae; Charales; Characeae. The record is from the annotation of a GenBank genome assembly.
UGAUGCUCAAUAGCCAAGUGUUGCUGGCCGUCUGCCCACAACUGGGGUGACGCUUGUGAAAUGGAAUGCAGUGUGGUGCACAAUUCAUGCACGAGCAGCUUGGGCCAGGCCAGCCCUUCGCGAAGGAACGCUUCUUCGGUGGUUGCAUUGUGGCAUUCGUCGUUCUGGGCAAUUUUCCCGCCGAAGAGGGCAUUGGCAUAGUUGUCUAUUUUAUCCAGGAAUUCGUAUACCACAAGGACUAUGGCUUCCCCCACUUCCAUCCAGUCAAUGGAGGAGAUAGUCUGAUUCCUGGUUCAGGUGUUCGUGGUGUAGGUGUUGCAUCGCUUGGUUGUGUUGCACUAGGUGUUGCACUUGAUGUUGCAUCUGGUGUUGCUGGUGUUGUUGCAGUUGUUGCUCCGCUUGGGAGUGCUGCGGUUGCUGUUGGCAGUGGUGCUGAGGGAGCUGCUAAGCCGUAUCCCUGGGCAGCAGGCAAUGCUGGUGAGGGUCGUUCUGCUGCGCCUGCUGCUCUGGGUAAUGGACCAGUGGCGAUCGGGUGUGGAGCUGUUGAUCCUGCUGUGCCAGUUGCAACCCCAUGUGCUGCAGCCCUUCGUGUUCUUCUUCAAGUGUUUCAUUGCAAUUCUGGUGAGGGGAUGGUGAGAGCUGUUUUGGAAGUGAACACGGACACGAACCCCGAAUUCCCGGAAGAAUGGGAAUUCUGCAUAGGGGAGGAAGCAUCCUCGGUCACUGUCUCGACGAAGGAUGCCCCCAUUUGCUUCAGAUGCAGGGAGAGAGGACACCUGGGCACCGACCCAGCGUGCCCGAGAUCCCCCGAACACUCCAAAGAGAAAAAACUGAGACAGAACAUGCGGGUGGAAGUUGAAGAGGCAAAGGGAAUCUGGUUCGUUAACGACCAGGACUACAAUGGAUGGGUCUUCGACGACACCAUCGACGACCCGAAAUGGAUCUGGACAUACAAUACGAACCCGUCAACCAAACAGCCAGACAUUUUCCCUCCCUCAGACAGCAGGUGGCAUGCAGUAGGAGCAAAGAAAGUGACAGGUAUUCCAGGCAAAAUCCACAAAGAUCAGAUCAUCGACCCGCGGGCAAUCAGAGAAGAAAAAAAACAUAAAGAUCUGUUGUGGGAUAUGGAGACAAUCAGAACCGAAACAGCAGAAGCGUGCCAGAACACCAACCUGGACAACAACACCCUGAUGCUGGAAGCGAAACAGACCCUGGAACACUGCCACCCCAAAUCGGAGACCCCCCCCGCACACAAGCGGACCGCCUCCCCAUCCACCAAAAACUCCCAAGAGGACAGGGCAGGGAAGAAGAGAAGGGCGACAGAGGAGGGCUCAGGCAAGACUCCCGGAUCUGAGCACCCUCCAACUGUCGAGACACCCCCGGGGACGGACCCGAACUCACCUGCGCUAACGGAUACAGGGAUGGACACCUCUUACAGCAACGCGAACAUCAUCCCCUGGCUUGAAGAGUACCUGCAGAAAGCAAAAUAUGAAAGGGAGAAGGAGUUCGACAUUAGGCUGGCAUGCAUGAAGCACCUGGAGAAGACAGAUCUGCCAGCCACUGGAAAAACAGUGGCCGGGAUUCCACAGUCCAAGAACCUUUUCGACCUGUUGAGAAUGAAAUCUGAACUUUCAGAGUUCAGCGCAGCCCUGGCUAAGAACAUCAGGGACAAUAUCUCAGCGGAGACUUUGCUGGGCGUGUACGGGGUCCCACCACGAGAGCAGCCAGCCGAAGGAGACAAGUUGGGGGAUCCGAUAUUUACCCGCUUCGACCCCAUCUUAGUCAAGCUCGAUGAGCGGGCAAAACUCAGCGAAAGCUUGACCUGGAGGGCAUGGGAUACAAUCACAAUGAUGCCGUACAGCGUGUUGAACGGGAGGUUCAGCACGACCGACAUCAUUGUAGACUCGCUGGCAGAGAUCAUCAGGACCCGCCUAUUGACCUCUAGGACCUCGCUGCAGGACAAGGCAACCCCCAUCGACGUGGACAUGCGAAGGGAAGACUCCGACAUGGAGGACGAGGAGGACGGUGAGAGGGAGGAGGAAGACAAAAUCUCCCCAGGGGGAGACGACGUUGUGCAGCCAACGACGUCGGGGAGCAGCGCUGGCGAGUAUGGACUGAGCUCCUAAGCAGCAAGCGGAGACAGCAGGGACUCCGACACCGACAGCAGCAAGACCCAGGCAGUUGUGGACUGAAUCAACAGACCAUAACAUA